AUGGACACAACCUCAACGGCUCAAAAACCGAAAGGUAAAGUAGCAGUUCACAGGGUGAGAUCGUGUCCACAACCUUUCGAUUUAAUGUUCCAAAUCGCUUGCAGUAAGGAAUCAUUAGAUUCGGAGUUUACAGAAGGAAAGAAGGUUAUUGAUUUCCUACGUCGAGCUGGAAAAGUAGUCGAAUUGGACGCCAUUACUGCAUCUGGGAUGACUGCGCUUACACAGUGUGUUCUUGAUGGUAAUUUCAGGAGUGUAAAAGCUUUGAUAGAACUUGGAGCGAAUGUGAACAAGAAAGAUGGACAAGGAUGGACUCCUUUACACUACGCAGCCAGCGAAGGGUACCUUGAAAUCGUCAAGUAUUUGUUACGUUGCGAGGCUGAUGUGCGCGCGUUGGACGGCAAUAAACAAAUGCCUGUUGAUGUGGCAGAAGCCGAGGACGUGCGCAAAUUUUUGUCGAGAGUCACUUUAUUCUAUUCGCCCAUGAGUAGAAAUCUGACAAGAAAGGCUAGUUUACCAGCUUGGUUAUAGUUGUACAGUACGCUUUAGUUUCUGUUAUUUUUGGUUGAAAUAAAGAGAAAGAAAAGGAAAAGAGGACGCUGGAAAAGAAUUGCGAAUAUCAACCGUUAUAAAUUGGAUCACCUGUUUCCUGAUCAGGAUCCUUAGCGCUACUUAGCAAUAUCGCUGGAAUGACGCACUUCCGUGAAGAUGUUAUCAUUGUAACGGGAGGAAGUGUGGGAAUGAGCGGCUGCUACAAGAUGACGGAGUCUGUUUCUAGGGCACAUUAUUCGCUCGGCCUGUAAAGACAAAUAUUCAUAGAAAACUAUUGCUGCGAUGAUGAAGAGUAUAUAGUAUAGCUUGUAGCGAGUUUAUUUUCCGUAAUGAAGUAGCAAAUCGAACAGCUCGAUAAAUGUAACCAAAAUAAAGCAUUUUAAGUCUGUAAGUCGGUUUCCUGUCGUUUUCUAUCAAUAAAGCUCGCGCAAGCGCAGUUAUGAUCAUAUAUGGUUGAAAAAAUUUGGCAUGAGCACGUUAACUCAACCACCCCACCCUCCCUUUCUCAAUCCUUACAUUUGCGCAUAAGUUACAUAGCAUAACCGCUGAUUCUAAUAAGCGCACUGAACACAGAAGAAAAUUCUCAAAAAUUCAUAUUUUAUAAACACGGGUGAACGAAAGCAAAUGGUUUAAAGUGUUAUUCUGGUGACUAAUUCAACAUGGGGACUUAUUGUAAAGGGCGUCUAAGUUUGUUCCUUAUCAUCGGAAUUGUUUUAAUGUGCCGUGCAACCGUAGCGUGUGCUGCAGUUCCCGACGAACUUGAAGGUCUUGCCGGUCGCGUCUUGAUGGCUUCAUCAGAGGUCCAGGCAAAUGAUCCUAAAGAGAAGCCGAAAGGUACCGAUUCUGUAUCCUUUGUGCAGCCUGUUGAGGAAGAAGUGGUAAGAAAGUAUUUUAAGUGUGAACGCAAGUGGCUUUUUGCUGAAGAAAAUGGCCUCUUGGCUAUUUUAGAAACACUAGUGAUGCGUGUUGACAUAGUAUCUACUGUGCGAUUGAUCUAGCUUGUGGUCAACUGAACUCGUGAUUGCAAUUCGUCAUAGUUUUGAAUGUAUUAGUUUAUCAAAAAUGCUACAAAUUUCUAAUUAACUAUAAUUUAAUUCAAUAACACUUAGGGAGGGUGAUGUAAAGUUUUCCUUGUGUCACAUGAUUGACUAAUUUGGCAAUUAUUUAAAUGUAAACAUGGAAAGAAAGCCCACGUCUUUGAUACCUUCUCAAUAGCAUCACUAAAGCAGUUUCCCAUUUUCCACCUGUUGAUGUCCAUAAGAAGAAAGUUGGAAUGCAUGAUAAAAACCCUAUCAACCCUGAGUGGUGGGUAGAUUGAUUCAACAGAACAUGUGGAGGGUUAUGGCCAAUGAUAGAGAAGACUGAAGAGAAGAGAUAAAUUACCAAAGAGAUAAUUAUAACAACAACCUUUUAUUAUUUCUCUGUCAUCCAGUUUGUCUUCAUUUGCAUUGAUUUGAAAUGGGUUUAUGCAAAAAAUUAUGUCCUUUAAAAUUUUGACUCCAUUACAGCAUGUCCCAUAAAUAUUGAAGAAAUGUGACCCUGAUUACACUGAAUCAAAUAAUAGUAUCACUGCACAACUUAUUGGUAUUUCAUAGAAAGAAAGUAAAAGAAGAUACAUUUGCUCUCCUGAUUACCUGAAUGAUUAUGCUGAAACAAAAUUAUCCACCUCAGACUCAGUUAGUAUUGCUGAUUAAUUCAUUAUCAUCUAGUAACAGUGAGCUAUUUUUCUUCUCCAGAAUGGUAUUUUCCAAGGCUCCUUGGCAAAGCAAUCAUCUGCCUCUGGUGGUUCCUGGGGUGUUUCUAGUAUUGAAUUCAUUCAUGCCUUUGUGGCUGCUCUAUCUGUGAUCAUUGUUUCAGAACUUGGCGACAAGACAUUUUUCAUUGCUGCCAUUAUGUCAAUGAGACAUCCAAGGCUUGUUAUAUUCACGGGAGCUAUGCUUGCCCUUGGUUUGAUGACAGUUCUCUCAGCGGUACUGGGAUAUGCAACAACUGUCAUUCCAAGGAAAUACACACUGUACAUAUCAACAGCACUGUUUGUAUUUUUCGGUCUUAAAAUGUUAAAAGAAGGUUAUGAUAUGGACCCUAAUGAAGGACAGGAGGAGUUGGAAGAAGUACAAGCAGAACUUAAAAAGAAGGAAGCUGAGGUCUGGUCAGAAAAAAAAAUUACUUCAAUUCCAUUUUCCAUCAUCUCUUUAUACCAUUGUUUUUAGGGCUCAGCAUAUAACAUGCAUACACAUGGAGGAAGUGUGUUGCUUGACCAACCUCCACUAUGACAAAGGGCUUACACUCAGAAAGUCAGCUUGAGAAACUCUCUACAGUGACCAAUUCACAACUUAGAUGAUAAAACCAAAUCAUCUUGUAGUACAGGGUAAUUUGGCAUUAUCAACUGAGUUGAUACCAUAAAUCGGCCACUGCAAAGAGUUUCAAAGUGGACAUUUCAAGUGGUAGCCCUUCUUUGGAGCAAAUAUGGAGGAAUUUGUGUUUUUAUUUUUUCCAGUUUAGAUCUUAUUUGAGAUGGGUUUUGGAAUUUUUUGUGUCUACAAUUUUUGCUUGUUUUGUUUUGGUGUCCAAGUUUUCCUUUUUCAAUAGUUGGUUUUAAAUUAUUGUGAACUAAGACACAGGGUUUUUGGGUCUUCUUCACUUGCUUAUGAAUCUAGUCCUUAUACUUCAACAUUUCACCUUAAUAUCAUUGUGAUCGCCUUUUUUUUUCAGUUUUUAGCAAUUUCAUUUUUCAUUUUGGCCAUCUUUUCAGUUUCUGAUUUCAUUAUGUAAUGAUGCAUACAAAAAGUGAUUUUAUCCUUGUUGUUUAGAAAAAUUAUGGUCUAUUUUUGUUUAGAUGGAGAAGGAUGACUCAUCUACCAUCACUCAAGAUGUAGAAACUGGUAUAAUAAGAGGAGGAAAGAAGCCUGCAAAGUUCUUUGGUCUUUGCUCACCCAUAUUACUACAAGCAUUUACUCUAACAUUCCUUGCUGAGUGGGGUGACAGGUCACAACUGGCUACUAUACUCCUGGCAUCUAGAGAGGUAUAAAUGGAUUCACCCUUUACACUCUAACAUCAAUAUGCAUAUCCUCAAUAGUGUUCUUUAUACAUUUCAUGCUGAUAAGAGGAAUUAAUUUGACAAUCAAGAGCUUCUUGAGUUUGUGAUCAUUACCUAUAUUGUGGUCACCUUUAUAUGUAAUUCAAGGGUGAAAAUGUAAGGAGAAAUUAAAUUCUAAUAGCUCUUAGGGGUCAAAAGUUAAUUCCUUUCAUUGAGAGGACUUAUGAAUGGGAGAAAAGGAUGUAUCUUUACUUAUGUGAUCUUUUCUUAGAUGACUUAAACUGAAUUUCUGCACAAUAUCUCAUCCUCAGAAUGUAGUUGGCGUGACGAUAGGUGGAACAUUAGGACAUGCCCUGUGCACUGGCCUGGCUGUGAUUGGGGGAAGACUAAUUGCUCAAAGAAUAUCUGUCAGAACAGGUGCCUAUUUUAAACAUACCUUAUUCUCAUACUUAAGAAAAUAUGUAGCGAAGGAGGAAAUACCUCUAUCAAGUGUCACAGAUUGACAGCUCUGCUUUAGGGCUGGAGGGUGGUAAGUGGCACUAGACAGUGAGACAGCAACUUUUGUGUGAGCUCAGAUACUAAAGGAAUUCAAAGUAAAAUCAACAUUGUUGCUUAAAUUUGUGGUGAACAAAUAAAGAGUGCAAGACCUGUGGAACAAGUGAUGAUAUUUUGGAAGAACUGGGACAUCUUUCUCUCAUUGUUUACUAAGUCAUUUCUAGUUUCAAUUUUUUUCAUGGCUAGAACCAUAUUUUUUUUGCUUAGACACCACUGCUGUAGUAAAAUAAAAUUGUUCCUUUUUAUCUCUUUGUUGAAAAAAGCAAACUGUCUUGUAGUGCAAAGACCUGAAAAGCAGAUAGUUAUAUUCCAGUUAGUGUUAAAAAAAUAUUGACAUGCAAUGUUGAUUUUUUUUAUCUUCCAGUUACAAUCAUUGGUGGAGUUGUCUUUUUGAUAUUUGCAUUAACAGCAUUUUUUAUUGAAGAGUAAAUCAAGAAUAAUUUGACUAAAUAAACAGAUAUACCUACCAUAUACAAGAAUGAACAAUAGAGAAUUCAUGUACCAGUGUGUGCAGUAUACUGUGAACAUGAUCAGCUGUAAAGCUGUGACACUGUCCUUGAACCCUUUUACUCCCAAGAACUAAAUAUAGAUUCUCCAUACUGUCUGCAUACAUUUCUUUUAAAGUAUGCUUGGAGAACUUAGCAGUAUCCCACUGUGGAUAUUUUUCUUUCUUCUAAUUACUUUUCUGCUUGAAAGUGAAGGAAUGUUUUGCAGACAGAUUCUUUUGCAAUAACUCUUUGGGGGUUGAAGGGUUAAGACUGGAAGUGCAUGUCUGAGUGUAUAGAUAUGAGAGAUAUUGUAGUUAUUGUUGUUAGAUCAAGUUCAAGUGCAAUGCUUUUUGAAGCAAUGAUAAUGAUAUUAUUGGCAUGAUCAUAACCAUUACAAUUUCCUCAAAUGUGAUUGGUGCAUCAGCUGCUUCAUUUUUCAGUAAUCAUUCUGUGCAGUUGUAAUCCGAUAGUAUAAUCCAACAGUAUAAUCUGACGGUUGGUUGUAAUUAGACACCUGUAAUCGGACAGUUGGAGCAGCCAAUCAUAGGAGGUCCACUCAGCUAAAUCCACCAAUCACAGAAUUGAUCAUAAUAACCAUAGCAACAACCACUUAUCCAAAGGAAAAAAAGGCAAUUUCCAAAAUGGAGGAUAUUUGUUCUAGGUGUAUUUGUUUUUUCAGAAAUUGAAAUGGUUAUAUGAUUAAUUGGUAACAGGACUUCUUGUUGUUGAAUUCUGUCUGUAAUCAUACUCGUGAUAAACAAAUUGGACUCCUGCUUUUCGGUCGUCUGAUUUUGUUAAUCACUCGUAUGAGUACAGACCAAAUUGGACUCCACUCAGUCCUAUUACCACUAUUAAUUGUUGUUAUUAUUGUAACAUUUUUACAUUAAUUUCACUUUUAAUCCAGUUUAGGGCAGAUUUGUAAGGGAAGCUAAGGGAAUGCAUAUCUUAGCCUAUCCUGCAACUGAAUGUUUUAUUCAAAUAUGACUUCAAAACACAUGCACUGUCCAUUAUCAGAAAAUGUCUGUAUAAACUUUUGUCCUACUGUUUGGUGAAAUUCAGAGCAGAGGCAGAGUGGCUCUCUCUGCCAGAGCCAAUCUCUGUUUCUGUUGCAUCAAUCUACUGAGUAUUGUUAUUCCUAUUGGAUAAGAUGUUAGUUGAUUGUGGGCCACUACCAUUACACACUCCCCACCCACCCUUCAGCAUUUUGUUAGCUUCCCUUGACAGCUCCUUGCCUCUCAUACUAGUAGAUGGAGGGAGACAAUGUGAAAGCAUUGUGUCAUGCCCAGUACCUCCCUUUACUCAGGAAUAUCAAUGAGUACCACAUAGUCUUGAUGAAUACUGUGAUUUUUUUUUGUUUUGUUUUGAACUGGAACAAAUACUAUUUUAUCCCUCAGGGAUAUCUAUGAUUAUUUUUGUCUUGUGAAUAAGGGCAGAGUGAGAAUAAGUUUGGUUUUUUUACACCAAGCUUUAUUCCUUAACUCUGAAAAUUGUAGCCUUGACAUUCAUUAAUGAAACAAACAUUAUCAUAAUACCAUUUUACAUAAAUGUAUGAAAUCAUGUGAAUUUUUAUCAAUGGCAAUAUUAUUUAAAAGAGAGAUAAUUACUGCAUGGUCAGUCAGUCAGAACAGAUGAAAAUUGUUCUUUAA
Messenger RNA from Pocillopora meandrina, 6275 nucleotides. The record is from the annotation of a GenBank genome assembly. NCBI's taxonomy places the organism in Eukaryota, Metazoa, Cnidaria, Anthozoa, Scleractinia, Pocilloporidae.